AUGUCGGUAGAGAUACCUGGGAAAACACGGAAAUGCGAAUAUUCCUUGUCGUCGGUACUGAAAAUUUUUCAGGAAUCAGUCAAGAGCCAGUGCAGGCCCUGUAACUGGAUCGACCGAUACAGACUCAUAAACAAGGAAGCUUUAUCCCUUCUUCGAAAUAUGGGAGGGGAAAUCAUCGCAGAGAGGGUGCCCUUCCCAAUGUCGCUGUAUGCUUCGAUCGAGGAGGCUCAGUCGGAGGUCAAGAUAAGAUUCUUGCAAGAGACUACUGAGGAGAUUAUCGAUCUGUUCGAUCGCAAUUUGGAGGCAGUGACGUGGGAUAAACGAAAAGUGGACAAUUUUCUGAACGUCCUUGACAGGCAGUCUCGCGGCCUUAAAGCAUGUCUGGAGAGCUCCGAACGAAAGCCUGCAGAGUUCCCAUAUGAACGAAGACUGAGUCGGUAUUUUCGAAAGCUGAGGAAGAACAUUCUAAAAAGAAAGAACUACAGCGCAGAGUCAUGGGAGCAGAUCAGAAAAACAGUGGAGACUCACCUGCUGAGGCUGGAGUUCAUCGCUGCCGCUUUGAAAGAGGUGUAG
Molecule: messenger RNA, 573 nt
Organism: Chanos chanos (milkfish)
Lineage: Eukaryota; Metazoa; Chordata; Actinopteri; Gonorynchiformes; Chanidae
Product: interferon a3-like
Exons: 6
Coding region: 1-573 (190 amino acids)
Biological process (GO): response to exogenous dsRNA; defense response
Cellular component (GO): extracellular region
Molecular function (GO): cytokine receptor binding
Source: RefSeq, a predicted model, not a curated record